UGCCGCGCUGUAGCCGGGCAGGUGCCACCAUGGCGGCGGCGGCGGCGGCAGCGGCAGCUGUGGGGGAGGGCGGAGGAGAGGGAGGAAGCACAGCAGCGUGGCUGCGCGGCGCCAGCCUGGCGGUGCUGGUGCUGCAGAACGCGUCGCUGGUGCUGAGCAUCCGCUACGUGCGCACGCGGCCGGGGCAGCGCUUCCGGCCCAGCACUGCCGUGGUCCUGGCUGAGCUCCUCAAGGGCAGCGCCGGAUUCGUCCUCCUCGUGCUGCAGCACCGAGGUGUGGCAGGCAGCGUGCGGCAGGCGCUGGGCACCCUGCAGGGGGCGCUGUGGGGACAGGCAGGGGACACUCUGCGCCUGGCGGUUCCCUCGCUCAUCUACACCCUGCAGAACAACCUCCAGUACGUGGCCAUCUCCAACCUGCCUGCGGCCACCUUCCAGGUCACCUACCAGCUCAAGAUCCUCACCACGGCCGUGUUCUCGGUGCUGCUGCUGGGCACGGCUCUGUCCCGCACCCAGUGGCUGUCGCUGGCGCUGCUGUCGGUGGGGGUUGCGCUGGUGCAGGCCGAGCAGGGCAGCGAUGGUGACGCCGGUGACGCCGGCACCGCGGCUCCGCCGGACGCCCCCCCCCAGAGCUACGCGGUGGGUCUGGCGGCCGUGGCAGCCUCCUGCCUGUCCUCCGGCUUCGCCGGCGUCUACUUCGAGCGGCUGCUCAAGCGCCGCGGAGGCUCCAUCUGGCUCCGCAACGUGCAGCUGGGAGCCGUGGGCACCGCGCUGUCCUUGGGCGCCAUGGCCGCCACCGACGGCGCCGCCGUGGCGCGAGACGGCUUCUUCUACGGCUACACCGGCGCCGUGUGGGCCGUGGUGCUGAACCAGGCGGCCGGGGGGCUGCUGGUGGCCGUGGUCGUGCGCUACGCAGACAACAUCCUCAAGGGCUUCGCCACCGCGCUCUCCAUCCUCGCCUCCACCGCGGCCUCCGUGCACCUCUUCGGCUUCCGGCCUCGCGCGCCCUUCCUGGCCGGCACCGCCAUGGUGCUGGCUGCCGUGUACCUCUAUGGGCGGCCGCAGUCCCGGCCCUGCCAGCACCACGAGCAGCCCCAGCAGCAGCAGGAAAGCGGCACCGGUGGCAAGUCUCCUCCCUCCAAGGACAAAGGCUCCUGAUGGGAUCAAGCGCCCGGGCCCUACCCAGGCCCUAUAGGGGCCAUAGAGACUGUACAGUCCCCCCACAAUGGGGUCCUAUAGACACUC
Melopsittacus undulatus (budgerigar) is the source of this 1241-nucleotide messenger RNA. It is a transcript of the gene SLC35A2, whose product is annotated as solute carrier family 35 member A2. Lineage: Eukaryota; Metazoa; Chordata; Aves; Psittaciformes; Psittaculidae. Gene Ontology annotation, biological process: pyrimidine nucleotide-sugar transmembrane transport. The transcript has 5 exons. Bases 30 to 1154 code for a protein of 374 amino acids. Gene Ontology annotation, cellular component: Golgi membrane. Gene Ontology annotation, molecular function: UDP-galactose transmembrane transporter activity. The record is from RefSeq and is a predicted model, not a curated record.